Molecule: messenger RNA, 6534 nt
Organism: Ictalurus furcatus (blue catfish)
Lineage: Eukaryota; Metazoa; Chordata; Actinopteri; Siluriformes; Ictaluridae
Gene: insra
Product: insulin receptor a
Exons: 21
Coding region: 15-4040 (1341 amino acids)
Biological process (GO): protein autophosphorylation; cell surface receptor protein tyrosine kinase signaling pathway; glucose homeostasis
Cellular component (GO): axon; membrane; insulin receptor complex
Molecular function (GO): ATP binding; phosphatidylinositol 3-kinase binding; insulin receptor activity
Source: RefSeq, a predicted model, not a curated record
UUCUGGAUUAAAACAUGAAGCUCGGGAGUUUGUUUGGGUUUGUUAUGUGUCUUGGUGUUGUGUGGAACUGGCCACAGAGCAGCGCAGAAAUCUGUCCGAGUAAGGACAUCAGGAACAACGUGACUAACCUGCACUCUCUAGAGAACUGCACGGUGAUUGAGGGCCACCUGAAGAUCCUGCUGAUGUUUCACACGAAAGCCGAGGACUUUCGGGGUCUGAGCUUCCCCAAGCUGACGGUGGUGACUGAUUACCUGCUGCUGUUCCGCGUGUACGGUCUAGAGAGCCUGAGUGACCUGUUCCCCAACCUCACUGUCGUCCGGGGGAACAACCUGUUCUUCAACUACGCCCUGGUCAUCUUCGAGAUGCUGCAACUGAAAGAGAUCGGACUGCACAGUCUGAUGAACAUCACACGCGGCGCCGUGCGGCUGGAGAAGAACCCGGACCUGUGUUACCUCUCCACGCUCGACUGGUCCCAGAUCCUCGACUCGGUGGAAGACAACUACAUUGUGGCCAAUAAGAACGAGGGAGAGUGCGGAGACGUGUGUCCGGGCAUGGCCAAGGGCAAAACCAUCUGUCCUCAGACCACCAUCAAUGGUCAGUUCGGGGCACGCUGCUGGACACAGCGACACUGCCAGCAAAUGUGUCCGUCAGUGUGUAAGGCGAGGGCGUGUACGCUGGACGGGCAGUGCUGUCACUCUGAGUGUUUGGGAGGAUGUGUGAAGCCGGACUCGGCAGCCGAGUGUGUGGCGUGUCGUCACUUCCUGCACGCGGGGGUGUGUGUGGAGGCCUGCCCCUCUGGCUCCCUCUCCUUUAAGGGGUGGCGGUGCAUCAGCCCCGCCUAUUGCCAUGCCCUUCACACGCAGUGCACUCGCAACACACAGGACAAAGACUGUAAUUCCUAUGUGAUCCACCAGGGGGCGUGUGUUCCUGAGUGUCCCUCAGGGUACACCACCGUCAACUCCACAACGCUGACGUGUACACCGUGUGCAGGAAUGUGUCCUAAAGUGUGUGUGGGGGAGAAGACCGUGGACUCUGUGACGGCGGCUCAGGCACUGCGGGGCUGCACACUGCUCAACGGCAGCCUGACCAUCAACAUCCGAGGAGGAAAUAACAUCGCAGCAGAACUGGAAGCUAAUCUGGGUCAGCUGGAAGAAAUCACAGGAUACUUGAUGGUGCGUCGCUCCUACGCUCUCGUCUCUCUGUCGUUCCUCAGGAAACUCAGACUGAUCCGCGGAGAGAUUCAGGAAAGGGGGAAUUACACGUUCUUCGCUCUGGACAAUCAGAACCUGCGUCAGCUGUGGGACUGGUCCAAGCACAACAUCAGCAUCCUGCAGGGUCGCAUGUUCUUCCACCACAACUCCAAACUGUGUCUGAGUGAGAUCCGCAGGAUGGAGGAGGUGACCGGGACGAGAGAGAGACAGCCCAAGAACGACAUCGGCUUUAAGACCAACGGAGACCAGGCGUCAUGUGAAUACCGGGUGUUGAGGUUCACGAUGAUCCGGACUCUGGCAGAUAAAAUCGUUAUUAAAUGGGAGCCGUUCUGGCCGCCGGACUUCAGGGACCUGCUGGGCUUCAUGGUUCUGUAUAAAGAAGCGCCGUACAGGAACGUGACGGAGUUUGACGGGCGGGAUGCGUGCGGCUCUCACAGCUGGGUGAUUGCAGAUGUGGAUCCUCCUCAGCGCUACAGCGAUGGCCGACAGCAACAGGAACCCGGAUUUCUCAUUGUGGCCUUAAAGCCCUGGACUCAGUACGCCAUCAUGGUUAAAGCCCAGCUCUCCACCUCUGACGAGCACCAAGUCCAGGGGGCCAAGAGCCCGAUAAUCUACGUCCGCACCAACGCCACCAAGCCGUCUGUGCCGCUGGACCCCAUCUCGUCCUCCAACUCCUCCUCUCAGAUCAUCCUGAAGUGGAAACCUCCCAACGACCCCAACGGCAACAUCACACACUACAUAGUGUCCUGCCUUCAGCAGCCUGAGGCCAGCGAGCUCUACAAGUUUGACUACUGCCAGAAAGGCAUGAAACUGCCGUCUCGAGCCCCCACACAGGUGGACAGUAAGGAGGGACAGAAGUGGAAUCAAACGGAGGAGUCGGGACAGAAUGAGCUCUGCUGCCCGUGUCCUAAAACCGAGAAACAGCUGAAGAAAGAAUCGGAGGAGAGCGAGUACCGCAAAACCUUUGAGAAUUACCUGCACAAUGAAGUCUUUCGCAUCAGGCCGUCCCGGCAGCGCAGAUCCCUCGUGGGUGUGGCCAACAGCACAAUCUCCACCUCCCUGACCACGCCCACCACCCUGCCCAGCCUGAGUCCGGAGGAGGAGGCGGAGUCAAAUAAGAUUAUUCAGUCUGUCUAUGGUAAGGAGACGACGGUGAUCUCCAACCUGAAACACUUUACCAGCUACCAGAUCGAGAUUCACGCCUGCAACAACCAGCCAGGCGACCCCGAGCGCUGCAGCAUGGCCGCCUACGUCAGCGCUCGCACCCUGCCCGAGGAUCACGCUGAUGAUAUCCUCGGAAAGAUCGUUUUUAAUGUAGUUGAAUAUUCAGUGCACAUCAAGUGGGCGGAGCCAAAAGCCCCGAAUGGCAUGAUCAUCCUGUACGAGGUGAACUACAAGAGACUGGGAGAUACAGAGGAGAUGAGUCACUGUGUGUCCAGGAAGCACUACAUCAGUGACGGUGGCUGCAAGUUGAGAGUGGUGCAUCCUGGGAAUUACACCGUACGAAUCCGAGCCACAUCACUGGCAGAAAAUGGGUCCUGGACGGAACCUGAGUACUUCUACAUCAAAGAUCUCCGUGUGGAUCCGUCCAACAUGAUAAAGAUUAUCGUGGUCCCGUUGGUGUGUGUGGUGCUGGUGGUGCUGAUGGCGAUGGCUGGAUUCGUCAUGUUCAGAAAGAAGCAAGCAGAAGGACCAACUGGACGUCUGUACACUUCACCAAACCCAGAAUAUCUCAGUCCAGAUGAAAUGUACGAGCCGGAUGAGUGGGAGGUGGCGCGGGAGAAGAUCACCCUGCUGCGAGAGCUGGGUCAGGGCUCGUUCGGGAUGGUGUACGAGGGCGUGGCCCAUGAUGUGGUUAAGGGCGAGGCUGAGACGUGCGUUGCCGUGAAGACAGUUAACGAGGCAGCCAGUCUCCGGGAGAGGAUCGAGUUCCUGAAUGAGGCCUCCGUCAUGAAGUCUUUCAGCUGUCACCAUGUGGUGAGGCUGCUGGGUGUGGUCUCUAAAGGCCAGCCCACUCUGGUGGUGAUGGAGCUGAUGACACACGGAGAUCUGAAGAGCUACCUGCGCCGUCUCCGCCCUGACUCUGAGAAUAACCCGGGCCGUCCCCCCCCCACACUGAGGGAGAUGAUGCAGAUGGCAGCAGAGAUCGCAGACGGAAUGGCUUAUCUCAACGCUAAGAAAUUUGUGCACAGGGACCUGGCGGCCAGAAACUGCAUGGUGUCCGAAGAUUACACCGUCAAAAUUGGCGACUUUGGGAUGACGAGGGACAUCUAUGAGACUGAUUAUUACAGGAAGGGAGGUAAAGGACUGCUUCCUGUCAGAUGGAUGGCACCCGAGUCUCUGAAGGACGGGGUGUUUAAUGCACACUCAGACUGCUGGUCAUUUGGCGUGGUCCUGUGGGAGAUUAGCACGCUAGCCGAGCAGCCAUAUCAGGGUCUGUCUAAUGAGCAGGUGCUGAAGUUUGUGAUGGACGGAGGAUUUCUGGAGCGGCCGGAUAACUGCCCUGACAGACUUCACAGUCUGAUGCAGAUGUGUUGGCACUACAACCCGAAGCUGCGUCCUGCAUUUCAGGAGAUCAUCGAGAUGUUGAGAGACGAGCUCCAUCCCUCCUUCACUGAUCUGUCAUUCUUCUACAGCGAAGAGAACAGGAUCCGAGCGCGGGACAGCGACGAUUUCGACAUGGACCUGGAGAACAUGGAGAGCAUCCCUCUCUCCUCCUACUCCCCCGGGGACGAGGGGACAUAUGAAGGACUCAUCCCCUACACACACAUGAACGGGGGAAAGAAAAACGGACGUGUUCUCUCACUCCCUCGAUCCAGCCCCUCUUAAUGCAUCAUCAGCACCCCAAUGCCCUGCCCCCUUUCCCCCUAAUGUAACGAGCUAGGAUAGAUUUAUUUUUCUUCUUCACUGGUUUUUAUAGAACCAGUUUUUAUCACUUCCUGUUUUUUCCUGUUUUGGACCUGCCCAUUUCUGGACUUUAAGGCUGCGUGCCAAACACUUGCUAAACUAGCGGUUAGCAAACGAACUAACAUUCUACAUGAACCAGCAUUUAGCUAAAGAGGACAAAGGGAUGCUAAACACAUGACUUUUAGCUACCUAGAUAGCUUUUUUUAUUGACAGGCAUGUCUGGGUUAAAAAGGGCGGGGCUUAAGUUAAAUAUAAUCAGUUUAAAUACAAACAUGAUUGACCUUUCGUUUAAAUUAUUCCGCUUGAUGUAGCUAAUGGUAAAAUAUAUAAUUGUUUAGCUAAGCUAACAUUAGCUAAGCUAGCCAGCCACACCAGCAUUAUACAGCUAAGUUGCUAGCGUCACUUAUCCAGCAGUAGAUACCUGCAGUUAUGUGGCUAGCCUAGCUUACCUGCAAGAUGAACUGCCAUGUUGAGGUCACAUGAUCAGGUUUGUUAUUGGCUGAGAAAGUUUUAUCUUAAGCUCCGCCCUGGAAUGCCUGUCAGUCAGCAAAACCAGGAAGUAUCAACACUCUGUUUCAGAUAAUGUAGCUAAUGAUAUCUUUUAUCACUACACACUAAAGUGCAGUGCAUUAUGGGUAACAUGCACACGUAAAUGAACUAGUUGUGUUAGAAUGUCUUUGGGGUGGAGCCUGAAAGUGACCAUCGGUGUAAUGCGCAUGAUCUGGAGCGUUUGUGGGCGGAGCAAUGAUGUUCCUGUGCCCACGUGCCACAUGUGUGACGCUGCUCGUGUUUGUGUACGUACAGAAGCUGCACUCAUCUUUUUAUAUCCAUCCGAGAGGACACUGAGUGUGCCAUGCCCCAAACACAAUCAAACUGUGAACAAACUGUGGACCUCCACCAAUCAGGAGGCUGCUUCAGUUCGCUCUGUCUCUCCACAGAGAAAUGAGAGACAGAGAGAUUGGAGCAGGUGCGUGGAGGGGUGUGGUCAGAGGACGAUUAAAGUGACCUUAUUGUGUGUUUGUCUAAAAACCUCCCUGCUCACAGUGACAUCUGUCUUUCUAUCUAUCUGUCUAUCUCUCUGUGCAAAACCUUGCAUCCCCCUUUAAAUGAAGAACAGUUACACCAGACGUUCAGUUCCUUCACUCUCACAUGGAUCAUAUUCAGUGAUAAAAAGGAAAUAUAACUUCAAACAUUUACAUACCACUUGUUUCCUCCUGAUUGACUUGCCCCUUGACUCUGGCCAGUUGACUCCACCCCUUGAGUCUGCCCGUUUGCUUGGUCAGUCCAAUCUUUAUUUUCAGACUAUUUUUUCUGUUAAUUUAGAAUUUGUUUCUUGUCAUUGACUUGCAGGGGAAUAUUUUGGUGGAUAAAUCAUAAACCAGUGCUGCAGUUCUCUUUCCCGCCAGAAAAAAAUGAAGGAUGCAAACUUUUGCAUGUCUGUGUGUUUCACUCUUUCUUUGUGCUUUUUAUUUUUAAAAUAUUUAUCCCCCCCAUCUUGCUCUCUAUCCGCCUUUGAUCUCUCUCUCUCUCUCGUGUGUAUGUGUAUAUAUAUGUGUGUGUGUGUGUGUCUGUUUUUCCUGUCUUUCUUUUUCUAGUUCUCUCUUUCUCCAUCUCCUAGCAGUUCAGUAUUGUUGUCCACCCCGGUGAUGGUUGGAUGGAUGUGUGUAAACUGUAUUUAUGUUUUUCUUUAUUAUCUGUGUUAAAGCUGAAGGACACUAUACAUCUGUUUAUCACUAAAACGUACACACAUUCUUACUGACCUCAGAGCCUUGCCAUUACAUCAUUAAAUGGGGGCAUGUCCUUACGCUGGGAUGCAUUACCAUGACAACAACUGAGAGAAGAUUUUACUAUUCAAAGCUGAAUCCUUCAGCUCUCACACACGUCAGACGACAGACUAGUGAGCGUAGCUGCUCAGAGUUAGCUCUCUUAGUAUUAGCAUUAGCAACAUAUUCAGUGUGUAGUCACUGCCAGUUAAGUGGUUGCUUGCCUCAGACCCCUGAUUCACAGUUUUGAGUUUAUUUAUAUUUUUAAUGACAGUUAUAUAAGCUUGUUGUUUUCAAUUGUUGCUAUGGUGAUGAAGCACUGAUGUCUCAUCUAGAUUAAAGGAACAGUUCAGCCAAAAUUGAAAUGUACAGAAUGUUAAGGUGAGAGAGUGAGAGAGUGAGUGAGAGAGUGAGUGAGUGAGAGAGAGAGCAGACAGAUCUGACCGGUAGGUGCUGCUUUGAUCAAUAUUUUAUUGGGUUAUGGAUGAGAUGCAUUGUUUUGCAUCUCUAAUCUUUAUUAUUAUUAUUGUUCUCUUUUUCUAAUCCAGAAAUCCUACUAAUCUUCCUCUUGCCCACGUGUUGUAGAUGCCUGAGCUUCCAGGCAUUAAUACAUUUCUGCUGUUAAUAAAAGCAGUGAGGUGCAUUCAAGACGA